This is a messenger RNA of Solea solea (common sole), 1347 nucleotides long. RefSeq names its product forkhead box Q2 (gene foxq2). Gene Ontology annotation, biological process: cell differentiation; regulation of transcription by RNA polymerase II; anatomical structure morphogenesis. Bases 365 to 1225 code for a protein of 286 amino acids. Gene Ontology annotation, molecular function: DNA-binding transcription factor activity, RNA polymerase II-specific; RNA polymerase II cis-regulatory region sequence-specific DNA binding. The transcript is spliced from 2 exons. The record is from RefSeq and is a predicted model, not a curated record. Lineage: Eukaryota; Metazoa; Chordata; Actinopteri; Pleuronectiformes; Soleidae.
GGGAGGUUUUGGUUAGGUUAAGUUAUCAGAGACGAAAACGAUACUUAAACUUUGUUGGCUAACAUAGAGAUUCCGUUUAAUCUUAAAAACCUACGUAAUUUCCAAAGGUUAAGAUUGUGUCACUCAUGAGAGCAUCAGGGUUAACCACAGUUGAGAGGCUCAUCUUUAUCAGUGAUCUACAUCUGCAAAAGAUACGAGGCGCUGGGUUAAAGCAGGGUAAGAAGAUAAUCAUGUUGUGAAAUUCUGACAAACAAUUCUUAGAGGACUUUGGUGAGAGACGAUUACAUUUAUCAUCUAAUAGCAACAGUCAGUCAGUUUGGGACCAAUUAGACGCCUGUAACGAGUCUGAGAUCUUAACUCAGAAAUGACAACGGAGGACAGAAGCAGCUGCACCAGCAUCAGGGAAAGUCUGGGACUGAGUUUCACUAUUGACUACCUUCUGUUCAAUAAAGGAGUCAAAGGUUCUAAGGAAGAAGCAACAAUAAGUCUUAUGGCAGUGCAGACAGCGAACGACUUGCUUAAUCAUCAGAAUCCUAAACCCAAGGAGGUGGGGAUACGUCCUGAGAUACAAGAGAAGCAGCUACAGAGGUCAGAGGUAGACUCUGAGGGAAGGAACGUCAAAGAAGAGGAGGGGGAUGAAGUGCAACAAGAGGGGGAGGAGGACGUGAUGACCACCACCACCAAAACCACCACGUCCAUACGCAGCGCUUCAGAGGAAUCUGCAAACAAACCCAACCAGUCCUACAUUACACUCAUCUCUGAGGCAAUCCUGGCAUCCAGGCUAAAGAAACUUCUGCUAUGUGACAUCUACCAGUGGAUCAUGGACCACUACCCUUACUUCAAGAGUAAGGACAAAAACUGGAGGAACAGUGUUCGUCACAACUUGUCUCUGAAUGAUUGCUUCAUCAAAGCAGGCCGCAGUGACGACGGCAGAGGCCACUUCUGGGCAAUUCACCCAUCUAAUUAUCAGAACUUUUCUAACGGGGACUAUCACUGUCGGAGGGUCCGGCGGAGAGCACGCAGGGUGUCGGGACAGCCUCCUCUCUCCUCCCUGAGCUCCUCCUACCACCCUGCCCUCACCCACCCCCAUCUAAUGACCUGUUGGUGCUGCCAUCCUGGCCGAAGACUGCCUCUGUCAUGCUCGGCACUCAGACAUUACUGCCCUUGUUCCUGCUUGCACCAACAAAUGCAUCUUCACCUGGGCCUGCAGGCCUCUGUACACUGAUAGUAUUGAUGUAUUCCAUGUUGUAAAUGUUUGUUAUCCUUGUUACACUUAAUGUUUGUGUGUGAAAUAUUAUUUGGUAAAAGAGAUAUUUUUGAUCCUUUUUUUUUUCUAAUCAUUGUCAU